Molecule: messenger RNA, 1177 nt
Organism: Owenia fusiformis
Lineage: Eukaryota; Metazoa; Annelida; Polychaeta; Sabellida; Oweniidae
Source: the annotation of a GenBank genome assembly
GUACUUGAUCAUUUUCAUGCUUGGAGCAGUCUUCUACCAGUGGUCCUGAACAUGUGUAUGGUCCAGCCUGCACCCGAUCAUGGUCUUGCAUGGAGCGUGGAGCAGCGAUAUUCCAGUGGUCCUGAACAUGUGCAUUGUCCUGCCUACAUCAGAUCAGUUUUGCAUGGAGCAGCCCUAUACCAGUGGUCCUGAACGUAUGGUCCCGCCUGCAUCAGAUCAGUUUUGCAUGGAGCAGCCCUAUACCAGUGGUCCUGAACGUAUGGUCCCGCCUGCAUCAGAUCAGUUUUGCAUGGAGCAGCCCUAUACCAGUGGUCCUGAACGUAAGGUCCCGCCUGCAUCAGAUCAGUUUUGCAUGGAGCAGCCCUAUACCAGUGGUCCUGAACGUAUGGUCCCGCCUGCAUCAGAUCAGUUUUGCAUGGAGCAGCCCUAUACCAGUGGUCCUGAACGUAAGGUCCCGCCUGCAUCAGAUCAGUUUUGCAUGGAGCAGCCCUAUACCAGUGGUCCUGAACGUAUGGUCCCGCCUGCAUCAGAUCAGUUUUGCAUGGAGCAGCCCUAUACCAGUGGUCCUGAAUAUAAGGUCUUAUCUGCACCAGAUCACGGUCAUGCACGGAUCAGCCCUAUAGCAAUGGUUCUGGAUCUCUAAAUUUAUAGAUAAUGUACGAAAAUCAAUAUUAGCGUUGCUAAUAUUGAUUUUCGUACAAUUUCAACCAUUUGACAUACAAAGUUGGUAUAUUUGUAUUAUUUAUAAUGACAAAGUAAAUGAGUCUUAAAUAUGCUAAAUAUAUUGGAGACCCAUCAGUGCUAUAUGAUUUUAUCUAGUUUAUUCACUUUAUUGUCCGUUUAUUGGAGACUUAUCUGUGAUUGUAUGUUUUAUGUCAGACCCUUGUGAUUUUAUUCACUCAAAAGUCCACUAAAGAACAACUCCACAAAUGUAUUCCUAAGUAUGUUAAAUUAAUCAAAUCAAGUCCUCAAAACAAUUUGACUUUUUGAGGAUGAUAUCCGUUGGAUCUUACUGAUGUUGGAUGUGAUGUUGCUUUGUUCCCUGAUAACAUAAGUGGGUUAGCUCUUCUAAUUCAAAUGAACAAUGGGCUAGACGUUGUAAUGAGGCAAUUGCCAAUAUUUGAAAAAUAACCAUUGUCGCAAAAUAAAAUAGCAAAAUUAAACAAAUGAUACUGAC